Messenger RNA from Archocentrus centrarchus (flier cichlid), 2028 nucleotides. RefSeq names its product karyopherin alpha 1 (importin alpha 5) (gene kpna1). The record is from RefSeq and is a predicted model, not a curated record. Bases 210 to 1826 code for a protein of 538 amino acids. Gene Ontology annotation, molecular function: protein binding; nuclear import signal receptor activity. NCBI's taxonomy places the organism in Eukaryota, Metazoa, Chordata, Actinopteri, Cichliformes, Cichlidae. Gene Ontology annotation, cellular component: cytoplasm. The transcript is spliced from 15 exons. Gene Ontology annotation, biological process: protein import into nucleus.
AGUGGCAAGCUUGGAUUUAAAAGACAAUGAGCAAAACAAACCCAGCGAGCAAAAAUUAUGGCCACCCAGCUAACCUCUCUCCUCCAUCUGAGAACAGAGACUAGCUGUGUGUGUCCCCGAUGAUUGCUGGCGCCGGAGCGUAGACCACCAAAAGUGUCACAUCCAAAGCCACACCUGCACCUAGACAGUGAAACCAAAGAGGCUACACAAUGAGUCAGGGUAAGGACAAUGCACGACUCAAGAGCUACAAGAACAAGUCUCUCAACACAGAUGAGAUGAGAAGGAGGAGGGAAGAGGAAGGCCUGCAACUCCGCAAACAGAAGAAGGACGAACAGCUUUUUAAGAGGAGAAAUGUUGCCACUGUGGAGGAUGAUGGCAUCCCGGAUGAGGAUGGGAUGGCUGAUAGUGGCUACUUGGAGUCCCAGGCCAACAACAUGGACCCACUCAUGGGUGGGGUGAUCUCUGAAGACAUGAUUCAGAUGAUCUUCUCCAGCUCUCCUGAGCAACAGCUAAUAGGUACUCAGCGCUUUAGGAAACUGCUUUCUAAAGAACCCAACCCACCUAUUGAUGAAGUCAUUGCCACUCCGGGGGUGGUGGAGCGUUUUGUUGAGUUCCUGAAAAGAAGAGAAAACUGCACAUUGCAGUUUGAGGCUGCAUGGGUGUUGACCAACAUUGCUUCAGGUACAUCUCACCAGACGCGGGUGGUAAUCCAGGCAGGAGCUGUGCCUAUAUUCAUAGAGAUGCUCAGCUCAGAUUUUGAGGACGUACAGGAACAGGCGGUGUGGGCUCUGGGAAACAUAGCAGGAGACAGCACAGAAUGCAGAGACUUUGUCAUAGACUGCAACAUACUGCCCUCACUGGUGCAGUUAUUGGCCAAACAGAAUCGUCUAACAAUGAUGAGAAAUGCAGUGUGGGCGCUCUCAAACCUGUGCAGAGGAAAGAACCCACCUCCAGACUUCACUAAGGUGUCUCCAUGUCUCAGCGUGCUGUCUUGGCUGCUGUUUGUAAAUGAUACGGACAUCCUAGCUGACGCAUGCUGGGCGCUCUCCUACCUAUCAGAUGGCCCAAAUGACAAAAUCCAGGCUGUUAUUGACUCAGGAGUCUGUCGCAGGCUCGUCGAACUGUUGAUGCACUCUGAUUAUAAGGUGGUCUCUCCUGCACUGCGGGCUGUUGGAAACAUAGUCACUGGAGAUGAUUUACAGACACAGGUGAUUCUGAACUGUUCAGCACUGCAGUCUCUGCUUCACCUUCUGAGCAGUCCCAAAGAGUCCAUCAAGAAGGAAGCGUGUUGGACGAUCUCCAACAUCACUGCAGGGAACCGAGCACAAAUACAGAUGGUGAUAGAUGCAGGUCUGCUGCCUCCGCUCAUCACCAUCUUGCAAGUAGCAGAGUUUCGCACAAGGAAGGAGGCAGCGUGGGCCAUUACCAAUGCCACCUCAGGGGGCUCUGCAGAGCAGAUUAGGUACUUAGUGGAACUUGGCUGUAUAAAACCUCUGUGUGACCUGCUCACACUCAUGGAUUCCAAAAUAGUUCAGGUGGCUUUAAAUGGCCUAGAGAACAUCCUGCGACUGGGAGAACUGGAGGCCAAGCGGGGAGGAGGCAUCAACCCCUAUUGUGCACUCAUUGAAGAAGCCUAUGGUCUGGACAAGCUGGAGUUCCUGCAGAGCCACGAGAACCAGGAAAUCUACCAGAAAGCCUUCGACCUGAUUGAGCGCUACUUCAACACUGAAGAUGAGGAUCCAGCUUUGGCUCCAGCCGUCGACCUGCAGCAGCAGCAGUUCCUCUUCCAGCAGUGCGAGGCCCCGAUGGAGGGCUUCCAGCUAUAAUGCUGAUUCCUUCCUUUUCCCUGAGCUCCACCUUCAUCCUCACUUUUGCUAUCUUGUCUCACUCUGUCCCACAGCCAUAAUCCAGGGUGACAUGCCUCGGCCUCCCCCUUCUGGUUCCCUUUUCACUGUUGGAGAGAUUUAAUUAUCGUCAUGAUUAUUAAAAAUGCACCAUUAAAGGAGCACACUGUGUUCACGCAUCCAA